This is a messenger RNA of Amoebophrya sp. A25, 395 nucleotides long. The record is from the annotation of a GenBank genome assembly. NCBI's taxonomy places the organism in Eukaryota, Dinophyceae, Syndiniales, Amoebophryaceae.
CAAAUGCAAUUUCAGCAACACAACAUGAUGAUGCCUCAGCACGUCCUCGAUCAAAACAUGAUCCCUCAGCAAUCAUGUCAGAAUAUGAUGUCUCAGCACGUCGAUCAAAACAUGAUGCCUCCGCAGCAAAGUUGGCAGCCGGAACCAAUGGUCGUCGCACAGCAACUACAAGCUCGCGAACAAGUAAUGAUCCAGCAACAUCAGCAGCAGCAGCCUCAACCUGGUGCGAAUGCGGGCAUCAUGUUGGGAAUGACAGGAGGAGACUCAACCUCGUCAAUGGCAAUUGGUCGUGGAUACAAUCCCACGGCUCACCAGGUUGUAGGACAGCAGCCUCAACAAUGGCCUUGUUCGGGUGUUGCACCAGCAGUCGGCACUAUGAUGAACGUAGCCCCUAA